Molecule: messenger RNA, 3352 nt
Organism: Macrosteles quadrilineatus (aster leafhopper)
Lineage: Eukaryota; Metazoa; Arthropoda; Insecta; Hemiptera; Cicadellidae
Gene: DCP1
Product: mRNA-decapping enzyme 1A
Exons: 2
Coding region: 179-1576 (465 amino acids)
Biological process (GO): deadenylation-dependent decapping of nuclear-transcribed mRNA; deadenylation-independent decapping of nuclear-transcribed mRNA; positive regulation of catalytic activity
Cellular component (GO): P-body
Molecular function (GO): enzyme activator activity; mRNA binding
Source: RefSeq, a predicted model, not a curated record
UCGUCGCGUCGAUGUUAUGUUAUGUCUCAUUCUCAAUUUUAAUUUCAUGUUUGUGCUUUCAUUUUAUUAGGGCUUAAAACAUUGAACUCGUAUAAAAUUUGUAUUAUGUGACAAGAUUUUAGUAGUCGUAUCUUAUAAACAAAGUGUUUGCUAAUAUUGUUAGUUUGAAAGUGCGUAUAUGAUGGCGGAGCUAAACGAAUAUAAGAUGAAUUUUGCUGCACUUAAAAGAGUUGAUCCCUAUGCAAAAGGUUUGGUAGAAACUGCAGCUCAUGUAGCGUUGUACACUUUUGAAAAUGAAUGGGAGAAAACUGACAUAGAAGGUGCCCUUUUUGUUUACAGUCGUACAGGUGAACCUUUUCACAACAUAUUGAUCAUGAACAGACUUAACAUGAAAAAUUUAGUUGAACCUGUUACUGAAGGUUUAGAUUUGCAGCUUCAAGAUCCUUUUCUUCUGUAUAGAAAUUCACAGAAGAAAAUAUAUGGGAUUUGGUUUUAUGACAGAGAUGAGUGUAUAAAAAUUGCAGGAGUUCUCUCAAAAAUUAUUCAAGAAACCCUUGAAAGUAAACCAGGAAAGGUAGGCCGACAGCCAGCAUCAGGUUCAGGAAGUAAUGUUGACAUAUUUUCAAUGUUAACAAAAGCCCAAGAAGAAUUUAAUUCUAAAUCUCCAAGGAAGACGAACGCAGACUUUUUGGGCAACUCUCAUGACAUGAAUUUUAAUCCAAAAGAAACAGAUUUAACACCUAAGAGUGUAAUGGAUUUUUUCGCAAAAGCAAGCAAUGGGUCUAAGUUUGCUCAAGACACAAACAUCAAUCAGCCCCCAGUUGUUUUUAUAAAUAACUCAAGAUCAGGCCCACCACCAGGAUUAUCACGUAUGCCAUCUCUCCCGAUAGCCAUUCCUCCUCCUCAAAAUGAUGUUAAACCGUUACUGCAGCGUUUGAUGUCUAAUCCAGUUCAUAGUGUUGAACACAUUGAAAAGCAACAAAGAGCAAUCACUCCUCAACAAGGAGACUUUGCUGGUUUCUUGAAGAAUGGUGGUAACCACAUGAUCCCAACCAGUAACAGUAUUGAAAUACGAAAUAAUUUUUCGUUCACCACAAAACAAGGCCUGCCAAUAAUUGAAAAUGGCCCUGUCAAUAUUCCAGGAAUAAAUAAAGUGGAAAACAGUUUAGGUUUUUUAAGAAUCUCUGACUCGCCCCCGAGUGUUGUGCACUCUCAGCAGUUUUUUAACUCUAAAUUGACCCAAAAUUCUUCCCCAGUUGUAACUGAAGGACUGACAGAGUCAACUUCAAUUCUUACAGAAAACCGUCCUCUGUCUGCACCAAUGGACUUAAAACCAGCUCUUAUGCCUCCUGUAAUGUUUACUUCAUCUGCAAAAAAGGAAGGAAGUGUGGAGGCAAUAACACCAGCUUCAUCCAAGAUUGGCAAUUCUGCACAAGCUAAUCCUCAGAAUAUCCCAGAACCUCUGACUAAGAAACAGUUUGUUCAAGCAUUCAGUUACUUGAUGAAAAAUGAUCAGGAAUUCACAAAUAAAUUACAUGAAGCAUAUUUGAAGUCAUUUGCGGAACUACUGUCUUAAUCAUCUUCAGGCUAUCUCCAGUUGCUGUUUAACGUUUACAGUAUUUGGUUUCUUAGCAUCAGUGCCGAGAUCUGAAUGGACCCUACCUGAACAUAAUCUUUCUAAUGGAGAAGAUAGCGUAGGCCUACACAAGUUGCUAGGAUCUGCAAACACUUUUAACAUAGAAAUCAACAAAGUAAAGAAGUAAGUUACAUCAUCGUUAAAUAUCAUGAUGGACAAAAAAUAGCAUGACAGGGAUAUUUGUAAAUCAAUCUCGUAUUAUACUGCUAAAAUGUGUAGGUAGCCAACUUAACAAUUGAAAAUUAUUUGACAUAAAAAUUACUUUUUGAAAUAAUAAAUUGAAAUUAUUAUGGAUCAUUUUCUAGCUAACUAAUUUUAUUUACUGUUUAGCCUUUUAAAACUAAAAAAAAAAAAAUACAGUAACCAUUAGUAUUUUUAAUACCGACAAACUUCCUUUAAAUUGAUUGGAGAAGGCAAAUUUUUGUCUUAAAGUAAUACAGAACAUACAAUAAUUUUAAGAGAUUGAUUUUUCUUUUACGUGAUUGAAUCGGUGCUUUAUAAUGUUGUAACCUGAUUUAUUUAUAUUCUGGACAUUAGCCCAAAUAGGCCCUAAUUAAAAUUUAGCAUAAAAUACGCUAACGUCAAGUUUUUAAAUACAUUGUUUUUUUCAAAUAACUACAUAACUUAUAUAGGCUACAUUUUUAUUUUGGUGGGCAAAUCAAGGAGUUGUAAAAAAUCGUCUGAAUGUAAUUUCCAGCGUCUUUUAAGUGCAAGUUAUUUGUAGGACUAAGUUAAUGGAAAUUAAGAAUAUGAAAAUGAACCUAAAUGUGUAUGUGAGGACAUCAUUUCAUGUAACUGUUUAUUUAUAGUCCUCAAUCAAUGUUUACUUGCACAUUGUUAUAGACUUAGACCUCAGUUACAUUUCCCAUUUCUUAAGAGUAAGACUGAUAAUUAGGCCCACCAUAAAAUGACCCUGAUUACCAACGAGAUACGUAAUUUUCUCUUUAAAACUCAUUAUUAAGAACCUAUUUAGUAUUUAUAUUAUUUGAUGGAGAAGAUUUUUUUAUUUUUAAAAGAUAUUUGAUUUUUUGUUAAAUUUAAAAUGUUUGUCUUAUGUGUUUUAAGUUGUUUUAAGCUAGACCAUAACUCUAUUUUUCAUAGAAGGAGACAUUUUUUUGUUACCGUACCUUUAUUUUCAGUUUAAUGUCAUUAAGACCAUAUUGAGUUUUAAAUAGGUAAUCAGAGAAAAACAGGGCUUAACCAACAACAAUUUAAAAUCAUUCUGGUCUUUAAUAACCUAUGCACAUUGGAUUUGUAAAAACUUCUAAACUAACUGAAUAAGGUCUAAUAUUUCGCAGAAUUGUAACUGAGGCCUUGUUAUUGUUUUUAUUUAAGUGUCAUUUGAGAUAGAAUCACUCAAAAGCUUUUAAGAUUUCUUUGAUAUUUUAAAAAUUAAAUAGUUUUUAAAAAUGAGUAGAAUGGGGCCUGUCAGACCGGCAUAAGGAUAAAGUUUGCAAGACUUUGUUUCCAAAGGCUGCUAUCAGCAUAACAAAUUAAUACAAUUUAACGUAUGGUGUUGCUUAAAAACUAAAAACAUGAUCAAAGUUGUACAUUUCAUCCCCUAAUGUUCGACUCUUGUUAAGUUUAUACAUUGGUUUCAAUUCUGCACUCUUUUCACUAUUUCAUAAAAUUGAGUCUACUAAAAGAGACAUUUUAAUUUCAAGUUUGACUCUGUUUCAGCUUAUUUUUCAUAGUUACCGGUAGGCCUACCAGAUU